AAAUUGCCCGAAACCCGACACACGAACACGAAGGGCCCGAAACCAAGAGACAACAGAACGUCCCAAACAGAGCAAAGUGAAUUACUGACAUCACAAUUCACAAAGAGGGAAGAGCUCAAACGCCGCCACAAAAUACAAUGGGCAGCAGUAGCAGGCGACUGAGAGCGUUCAAGCGGUGGAUGAGAUCCCAAGGCAUCGACUUCAGCGACGCCCUCCAAUUCACCGACGACGGCGAAGCCAUUUCCGUGAGAGCGCUUUGCGAUCUCAAGGUAGGUGACAUGGUGGCGAGAAUACCCAAAACCACGUGCCUCACCGUCAUGACGAGUGGUGCACGUGACCUGAUAGAAUCUGCUGGGUUGGGUGGUUCUUUAGGACUCUCAGUGGCUGUCAUGUACGAGAGGAGCUUGGGCCAAAGCUCUCCUUGGGCUCCUUACCUUCAUCUCUUGCCUCCUCAUGAAUCCUUGCCUUUGCUUUGGUCUCUCCACGAGGUCGACUCUCUCCUAUGUGGCACUGAGCUCCACAAGACUGUGAAAGAAGACAAAGCUAUUAUUUAUGAGGACUGGAAAGAGAACAUUCUGCCUCUAUUGGAUUCACAACUGCCUUUUAAUCUCAAUCCAAAUUUUUUUGGCGUUGAACAAUACUUGGCAGCAAGAAGUCUCAUUGCUUCUCGGUCUUUUGCAAUAGACGAGUUCCAUGGAUCUGGAAUGGUUCCUUUGGCUGAUCUUUUUAAUCACAAGACGGGAGCUGAGGAUGUUCACUUCACCUCUGUAUCUUUUCAUUCUGAUUCCAUAAGCGAUACUGACUGCAGCAAAAAUGAUCUCCAAGCCAAUACUGGUGAUAAUGAACCAUUGUCUGAAAAUUCCUAUUCGGAUGGUAGAGGAUCAGAUAUUAGUGGUGGUAGUGACUUGGACAACUCUUCGGUCUUGGGGGAUCAUACCACAGCAUUGGAAAUGAUUAUGGUGAAAGAUGUCAAAGUUGGAAACGAGGUCUUUAAUACAUAUGGGUUGGUAGGUAAUGCUGCAUUGCUUCAUAGAUAUGGAUUUACAGAGCCAGAUAAUCCAUUUGACAUUGUAAAUAUUGAUUUGGAACUAGUAUCUCAAUGGAGUUUAUCUUUGUUUUCUGGCCGGUAUAGUCGAGCAAAGCUGUCCCUCUGGAGAAGAUUGGGUUACUCUGGAUGUGUAAGCGAGAACACUGAAUAUUUUGAGAUCUCAUCUGAUGGGGAACCCCAAAUUGAGCUGCUGAUAUUGUUAUACAUAAUGCUGUUACCAGAGGAUACAUAUCAUAAGUUGGAUCUUACAUUGUCAACUAAAGGGAACUCUAAUGGAUCCAUAGGCAUGAUUUUGUCUGAAAAAGGAAAGUUCAUGUUGGAAAAAGCUUCAGAAGUGAGUAAGGAUUUGUUGCUGACAAAGGAUGUUUGUAAUGCUCUCCGAUUGCUGGCAGAUAUGCGCGAUAGUUUUUAUGGUUCUAAUUCAAUGGAAGAUGAUAUUGAAGCACUAGGGAAUUGUUGCAUAAGAAGAGAGAGGAAGUUGUACUAUUCUCUGAUAUUGCGUAUCAGUGAGAGGGGAAUCCUGGAGAGGCUCAGAACUUACGCUGCUUCUGGUGCUCAGUCUUUUAGAACUGCUAAGCGAUCCUCAGUGAGAAAGAAGUUGAAGAAGACGUGAAACUUUUAACUCUCUUUAUACCUCCUUCAUAGCGUUACUUAUAGCUGCUUAUAUCUGUGGUUGCUCCAAUGUCUGUGCCAAAUCACAGAACAGAGGGCACACCACCAUCAUUUUGCCCCAAGGUUUCUACUUGAUGACAAUGUAAUCCAUUAUGUAACUUUUUGUAAUGAGUAGGGAAUCUCACAAUUGGUGAAGUAGAUGGCUUGACUUUUUAUUCAAACCCAAUGGUGAAACUUUCAUGUAAGACUUUUUUGGGAUUUUUGAUUUUAUUGGUCUGUUUAUUUUGCUUUAGAGUUAA
Molecule: messenger RNA, 1959 nt
Organism: Quercus robur (English oak)
Lineage: Eukaryota; Viridiplantae; Streptophyta; Magnoliopsida; Fagales; Fagaceae
Product: ribosomal lysine N-methyltransferase 3
Exons: 4
Coding region: 138-1661 (507 amino acids)
Biological process (GO): peptidyl-lysine monomethylation
Cellular component (GO): nucleus
Molecular function (GO): protein-lysine N-methyltransferase activity
Source: RefSeq, a predicted model, not a curated record